AUGCCUGAUCAGAAGGUGCUUAAUGAACAGCUGCCUCCCAGAUUUGACAAUGGAUCAACUUCAAAAAACAAUUCCUCUCAGCCUGCCAUCGUACCUGAUGACACAGUGGUUAAUGGACUUUUGGCUCCUGGAUCUGGUGAUGGAUCAAGUUCAAAAAACAAGUCCUCUCAGCCUACCAGCAUACCUGAGGACACAGUGAUUAAUGGAAUUUUGGCUCCUCAAUCUGGUGAUGGAUCAAGUUCAAAAAACAAGUCCUCUCAGCCUACCAGCAUACCUGAUGACACUGUGAUUAACGGAAUUGUGGCUCCUGGAUCUGGCGAUGGAUCAAGUUCAAAAAAUUAUUCCGUUCAGCCUUCAGGCAAGCCUGAUGAUAAACCUCUUUCCUCUAAGCCUACCGACAAGCCAGAUAAUAAGCUGCUCAGUCCACCAUUGGCUCCUGGAUUUGUUGAAGGAUCGGGUUCAAAAACUGAUUCCUCGCAACCUACCAAAGUGGCAAUUGAUAAAUUGCUUGAUGGACUUCUAUCCCCUGGUUUUGAUGAUAGAUCCUGCUUGAGUAGAUACCGUUCUUUCCUGUACCGCAAAGCUUCUCAAUAUAAGCCCUCUCCCUACCUUCUUUUGAAGUUACGUAAGUACGAAGAUCUUCACAGACGCUGUGGACCACACACCAGAUCUUACAAUGAAAAUAUAAAGAGACUCCAGUCUAGCCAUACACGUCGUACCAGGGGGUGUAAUUACAUUGUCUGGUUGGGUGCUAAUGGGAUGGGAAACAGGAUAAUAAGCAUGGCCUCAGCAUUUCUUUAUGGUCUCCUCACAAAUCGAGUCCUACUUGUGGAUCAUGGAGCUGACAUGUCUCAUCUCUUUUGCGAGCCAUUUCCCAACACAUCAUGGAUAUUGCCCAUGGACUUUCCCGUGAGAAAACACUUUCAUUCCUUGAAUCGGAGACAGGAUCGUUUCAGUGAUAUAUCAGAGAAGUCCCCUCCAUCGCAAGAGGUAAGCAAGCUGUUCCCAGAAAAAGAUACCAUUUUCCAUCAUUUGGGUCGCUAUCUUUUCCAGCCCUCAAAUCUGGUAUGGGGAAGAAUUACAAAGUUCUAUCAGGAUAAUCUAGCGAAGACAGAACAGAGGAUUGGCCUCCAAAUAAGAGUAUUCCACCGCGAAAGUAGUCCAGUUGAAGUGAUCAUGGAUUCAAUAUUAUCCUGUAUGCUGAAGAACAAGCUUCUUCCAGAAGUAGACACACAGAGCUCUGCACGUUCUCCUCCUGGAAAUCAUUCUUCUAAAACUAUUCUAAUAACCUCCUUGUUUUCAGAGUACUAUAAGAACAUGAGUGCUAUGUAUCAGUCAAAACCAACUGUGACGGGCGAAGUGAUCAGGGUUUACCAGCCAAGCCACGAAGAAUAUCAACACAAAUCGGACAACAAGCACAACAUGAAAGCCUGGGAUGAAAUUUAUCUAUUGAGCUUGUGUGAUGUUCUAAUCACUAGUGCCGAGUCAACCUUUGGCUAUGUGGCACAAGCUCUAGGAGGUUUGAAGCCAUGGAUUUUGAUCGGACCACAUCAUAAUAAGGUUCCCGACCCAUCUUGUCUGCGAGACAAAUCUAUGGACCCUUGUUUCCAUUUUCCUCCCAGUUACGAAUGUAAGGCAAAGAACAAAACUGAUUUUGGCACUCUUGUUCCUUAUGUAAGGCAUUGUGCGGAUCGGCAUACAGGAGUGAAGCUUUUUAAUGAUCGUAAACUAUCUUAG
This is a messenger RNA of Dovyalis caffra, 1737 nucleotides long. The record is from the annotation of a GenBank genome assembly. NCBI's taxonomy places the organism in Eukaryota, Viridiplantae, Streptophyta, Magnoliopsida, Malpighiales, Salicaceae.